Molecule: messenger RNA, 2857 nt
Organism: Nicrophorus vespilloides
Lineage: Eukaryota; Metazoa; Arthropoda; Insecta; Coleoptera; Silphidae
Product: zinc finger protein 184-like
Exons: 10
Coding region: 168-2663 (831 amino acids)
Biological process (GO): regulation of DNA-templated transcription
Molecular function (GO): RNA polymerase II cis-regulatory region sequence-specific DNA binding; protein binding; DNA-binding transcription factor activity, RNA polymerase II-specific
Source: RefSeq, a predicted model, not a curated record
ACAGGAGAGAGGUGCAAGGAUAACGACAGCAGCAGGACGUUUCGAUUUUUUCCGCGUCGUGCAAUAUCCCCCUUCGGCAAUGCAUUUAUCCUGCAACCAUCCUCAUCGACGAUGAACGAUUCCAGCAGCUGGAAACCCAUCAGGAUCGACGUCUCAUUCAUAACUUAAUGAUGAAUGAGGUAUCGUCGAUGACGUUCUCGUGCGAAGAGCAGCCUCGAGCGAUGCUGGACAGGCUGUAUGAUCAGAAGCAGAAGAGCAGUUUCUGCGAUCUGACGCUCUUCGUUAACAACAAAGUGGUGAAGGCGCAUCGCAACGUUCUCGCAUGCGGCUCACCUUACUUCGACUCCAUACUGAAGCAUCACAAAGUCGCCAGGGAACAUCUUACAGUCAGCUGCACGGACGUGGAGAUCUUCAACACGCUGAUCAACUACAUGUACACGGGACGCGUGACCGUGGAGCAUGCGAACGUCGAGGAACUUCUUCGUCUCGCCGAUCAUUUCUUGAUGACCAAAGUGGUGGAAUACUGCAUCGAGUUUCUGGGCACGAAACUGAGCAUCGAGAACUGCCUCUUCACCUUCUACCUGACGCAACGGUUCAAGCUCAAGCAGUUAGGAAAUCUGGUCGAGAAUUGGAUCGUGACGCACCUGAACGAGGUGUGCGACGGUCAGGAGGUGCUCGGUCUGCACGUGCUCGAGCUGCAGGAGUUCCUGAAAAACAAAAUGUUUGUGGUGAGCCUUUACAAGCUCCUGCAGAUCUUGACGGAUUGGGUCGGCAAGCACAUCCAGGAUCGCGAAAAGGAGCUGACGAAGCUGCUGCGCGAGGUCAGCUGGACGAACGUCGAUCACAACGAUAUUUACAAGCACGUCGAGCACUGCGAACUCUACACCAAGAGCGAGCUGAGUCUCUACUAUUUCCUGCAUACGCUCAUGCAGAACAACCUGCUGAUGUCCAACUACCAGGCCAAAUACGAUAUGCUCCAUGCCAAAUACGAACAAAUGUUGAAGCCGGAAGACAAGGGAGAGGGCGAGAAAGGCGAAGCAGGUAAAGCUUCUUCGGGCAACGAAAAGGAACCGCAUGCUAGUAUUAUCGUGAAGGCAAGGAACAGGAACAGGAAGGAGCACUUUCUGAAGAAGCUGAUGGCCGGUUUGAAGCCUAGUCUGAAAGGGGCAGCUCUGAGGGCGCUCGCCAAGAAGAACAAGAAGAUCAGCCUGUCCGAUUACCUAACAGAUAACAUCGACGACUCGGAUACCGAUGAAAAAGUCGGCAUCAAGUGUCCGAUCUGCUUCACGAACAUCAACGACAGCCUCCUCUUGGAGCAGCACCUCGCCCUCAGCCACUCCAAGGAUGUCACGUACAAGUGUGGAAUCUGCAAUUUCGUGUGCCAGUACCACGGGGAUUACCUCAACCACAUGAAAGUGCAUUUCACUGGGCCACCAUUCAAAUGUGAUUAUUGUGAUACAACGACUGACCAAAUAGCUAAGCUAAUUGCGCACCGCGCCAAGCAUCUGGAGGAUUCCGUGUAUCAGUGCAAUUUCUGUUCGUUCAAGUGUCGCGUCAAGCAGAACUACCUCUCUCACCUGAAGAUCCACACGCCGGAGAAGACGUUCAAGUGCGAUCAGUGCACCAAGUCGUUCCGAUACAAGCACAACCUGGAGACGCACAUGCUGACCCAUUCGAGCGAGAAGAACUUGUCGUGCGAGACGUGCGGCUUCCACACUAAAUUCCUCAGCCACAUGAUCGCGCACAAGAGGAUACACGCCGGUGAUAUCUACCGGUGUUCGUAUCCUCAUUGCAAGUACUCCACGUCGAAGAAGAAUCAAUUGGCGAGUCACGCGAAGAGCCACAAUGGCUUGAGGCCGCACUCGUGCGGCGUCUGCGGCCGCGGCUUCAUGGAGAAGAGUCAUCUGGUGAGACACGAAAGGAUACAUCUCGAGGAGAAACCGUUCAAGUGCUCCAAUUGCGAUUACGCCAGUUCGAGGAGGGACAAGCUGAAGGAGCACUUCACCAGACACCACGGGGAGAACGCCAGCGCUAAGGUUCCGUACAAGGCGAGACCGAUGAGGAAUUCGGGAAGUGGAAGUGGAUCGGGAAGCAGCAGAUCUUCGAAGCAACAGGCAGCGCCGGAGUCUUCGUCGUCAUCGAACAACGCGAACGCCAACAACUCCAACAUAAAUUUCCCGGCGAACAACGGUAGCGCAGCGACGGCUUCCACAGUGACUCAGCCCAUAGGUUCCGAGAUCCAGGAUCUGAUCAUGCACCAUCAGAACCAUUCGACUACGGCUGGCACUGGAAAUCUGGCCACCCUGAACUCUAAUUACCAUCACUUCGGAGAUCCGUCCGACUUCCAUCAUCACAGCCACAACAUCCAGCACCAGAUCCUCGGUCACAACCAGCGUCCCGGUCAGCAUCACAACAACGUGGUCAACCAUCACAUGUUGGCGGCGAGAUCGAACCACUCUUCGGCGACGUCGACGGCAGCGGCCGUUGCGGCUGCGAUGAUGUUGGAUCCGAGAUUCCAUCACAACUCCACCGUGCCGUAUCAUCCUACCACGACGCCCGUUUCGAUGGCCAUGGCCGCGGUGCAAUCCUCCCAGCAGAUCCAAGGAUCCGCACAGCACACGGACUACCCGACGACGCUGCAGAACUGCAUGACCCUUUUCUAGGUCUUCUCAUCUACUUCAAACACACAUGAAAAAAAAGAAAAACCUAAGAAGCUUUAAAUUCAAGUUAUUAUACUUCAGAAACUGCAACAAACAGACGGAGAACGUCCUUCGCAUAUUAAAGACGAUUGUAAGGAACCUUAGAUAAUCGAAAGGAAACUGUUAUUACACUUAAAAGAUGAAUGAAAACACAGUUU